This is a messenger RNA of Teleopsis dalmanni, 3957 nucleotides long. RefSeq names its product GATA zinc finger domain-containing protein 14-like. Bases 1 to 3957 code for a protein of 1318 amino acids. The transcript has 2 exons. The record is from RefSeq and is a predicted model, not a curated record. Lineage: Eukaryota; Metazoa; Arthropoda; Insecta; Diptera; Diopsidae.
AUGAAUAUAAAUGAGUCUUCCAAAAAAUGCAAGAGAGUGACUUUCGGUAAAACUACUGUAUAUGAAUACCCCCGAUGUCCUAGCUGGAGCGAAAUCAACGAAAAUGACGCUGCUUCAAACCAUACUGAUAACUCAAGUACUGCUCAAAACUCCAAAACAAAUAGCAAAUCCAAUAUUCAGGCAUACAAAAAAUUGAAAAAAUGCCAAUACUUUUCCCCAAAUAAGUCAUUAGGUGGAGCUACUGGAAUGCGACCAUCCAAUAUAGUAAAAAAUUUUGCUGAAAAUUUCUUUUAUAGAUGUCCUCAUUUUACGAAUAUAGGCAGGAACAUUGGAAGUAAUAGUGCAGUAAAUGCAAUAGUUCAUUGUAACAGAACAGCAAGUUCUCCCUCCAUUUCCAAAGCAAUAGGACAAAAUCAGUUGCCCCCUCGGUCAAAAUCUAUUGAGAGAUUUAUAAGAAAUAAAAAAACAAACGAACAAACAUGUAUAAAUCCCAAAAAAACAUGUUCCGUAGCAAAUCACAUAAAUACGAGAGAUGUUAACAAAGCUGUUAACAAAGCCAAUAAUGUGCCUACUUCGACUGCUCAUACAAUGAGAAGUUUUACACCUUUACCUCAAUACAGUUGUACAUAUGCUGGCAAUGGCACUGCGAGGCCCAAUAUUAGAAAUUUUAGAAAAGAAACUGUAAGUGUUUGCCCUUGGAGAGAACAGCAAAAAGCAAAAUUCGCAGAAAAUUUUGGGCAUACUAAUCAUUGUUAUCCUGGUGUUGACAGAAAGAGCGGAGGCAAUGAUCUUGCAGCUCCUAAGGGGUCUCCGUGUAACACUAAUGCAUCCACCAAUUAUAAUGGAAACUAUGACCGCGCACAAAAUGCAGCCACAGGACCUUGUAACACAAAUUCAAGAAAUAAUUCUGAAAACAAUUGUUCAUGGUUAAACAACGACGGGCAUUCGAAUAAAACAAAUGCUCCAUGUAAUGCUAAUAUUUCCAUGAAUUUUAGAGGUAAUUACCAAUAUACACACAACUCAGCUUCAGAACCUAACAUUAGAUAUAUGAGAAAUGAUAUUGCAAAAGAACAAUCAGGGGUAAACAACGAUCGGCGUCCUAAUAGAACAAAUGCUCAAUGUAAUGCUAAUACUCCCAUGAAUUUUAAAGGCAAUUGUAAGUAUACACAUAACUCUACUUCAGAACCUAAUAUUAGUAAUAUGGGAAAUAAUACAGCAAAAUAUCAAUCAUCUGCAAUCAAAGAACGACGUCCUAAAAUACUAAGCACUCCUUGCAAUACUAACACUUCCACCAAUUAUAAAAGUACUUGUCAGUAUGCACAAAAUAUAGCUCCAGACCCCUCUAAAAGAAAUUCGAUAAAUAUUACUGGAAAAGAUCGCUCAGAUGUACAAUACGAAGGACGCACUUAUGCAGUAAAUGGCCCAUGUAAUAUUAAUACUUCCUUGAAUUUUAAACGAAAUUGUCAGAAUACACGUAACACAGCUCCAGAACCUUGUAAGAGAUGUUCGAUUAAUAACACUGAAAAAGAUUACUCAUGUGUAGGCAACGAAGGAGGUCCUACCCGACCAAAUCCUCCAUGUAAUGCUAAUACGUCUAUGAAUUUUAAAGAGAAUUGUCAGAAUACAUAUAACACAGCUUCAGAACCUUGUAAACCAAAAAUGAUGAAUUAUGCUGAAGAAGACUAUUCAUGUGUAGGCAACGAAGGGCGUACUACCCGGUCAAAUAUGCCAUGUAACGCUAAUACUUCUAUGAAUUAUAACCGCAAUUUUCAAAACGCAUAUAACACUGCUCCAGAACCCUUUAGAAAAAAUUCGAUGAAUAAAGCUGGAAAUGAUCGUUCUUGUGUGAGCAAUGAAGGACGUUUUAUCCGACCAAAUACUCCAUGUAUUGUUAAUACUUCCAUGAAUUAUAACCGGAAUUGUCAAAACACACAUUACACUGCUUCAGAACCAUUUAGAAAAAAUUCGAUGAAUAAUGCUGGAAAUGAUCGAUCAUGUGUGAGCAAGGAAGGACGUCCUACCCGACAAAACGAUCCAUGUAAUGGUAAUACUUCUAUGAAUUUUAAAGGGAGUUGUCAGAAUACACAUAACGCAGCUCCAGAACCCUUUAGAAGAAAUAUGGUGUGUAACACUGGAAAAGAUCGUUUAUGUGUCAGCAACGAAGGACGUCCAACCCGACCAAUUACACCAUGUAACACUAAUACUUAUAUGAAUUUUAAAACGAAUUGUCAAACUACACAUAACACAGCUCCAGCAUCUUAUAAAAAAAAUUCGAUGAAUAAUGCUGAAAAUGAUCGUUCAUGUGUGAGCAAGGAGGGACGUUCUACCCGACCAAAUACUCCAUGUAUUGUUAAUACUUCCAUGCGUUUUAAAGGGAAUUGUGAGAAUACAUACAACACUGCUCCAGAACCUUGUAAAAGAAAUUUGUUGGAUAAUGCUGAAAAAGAUCGGUCGUGUGUAAGCAACAAAGGGCGUUCCACCCGAGCAAACUCUCCAUGUGAUGCUAAUACUUCCAUGAAUUUUGAAAGGAAUUGUCAGAAUAAACUUAACAUAGCUCCAGAACCUUGUAAAACAAAUCCGAUGAAUAAUACUGGAAGAGAUCAUUCAUGUGUAGACAAAGAACGACGUCCUGCCGGACCAAAUGCUCCAUGUAUUUCUAAUACUGCAAUGAAUUUUAAAGGGAAUUGUCAGAAUAUACAUAACAAAGCUUCAGAUCCUUGUAAAACAAAUUCGAUGAAUAAUGCUGAAAAAGAUCGGUCGUGUGUAAGCAACAAAGGGCGUUCCAUCCGAGCAAACUCUCCAUGUGAUGCUAAUACUUCAAUGAAUCUUAAAGGGAAUUGUCAAAAUACAAAUAACACGGCUUCAGACCCUUGUAAAACAAAUUCGAUAAAUAAUACUGGAAGAGAUCAUUCAAUUGUACCCAAAGAACGAUGUCCUCCCCGACCAAAUUCUUCUUGUGGUGCUAAUACUCCCAUGAAUUAUGAAAGGAACUGUCAGAAUAGAUAUAACACAGCUUCAGAACCUUGUAAAAGAAAUUCGAUAAAUAAUACUGGAAAUGAUCGUUCAUGUGUGAGCAAGGAAGAACUUUCUUCCGGACCAAAUACUCCAUGUAAUACUAAUACUUAUAUGAAUUUUAAAAAGAAUUGUCAAAAUACACAUAACACAGCUCCAGAACCUUGUAAAAGAAAUCCGAUGAAUAAUGCUGAAAAAGAUCGGCCGUGUAUAAGCAGCAAAGGAGGUCCCUCCCGAGCAAACUCUCCAUGUAAUGCUAAUACUUCUAUGAAUUUUAAAGGGAAUUGUCAGAAUACACAUAACACAGCCUCAGAACCUUGUAAAACAAAUUCGAUUAAUAGUACUGGAAAAGACCAUUCAAUUGUACCCAAAGAACGAUGUCCUCCCCGACCAAAUUCUUCUUGUGGUGCUAAUAUUCCCAUGAAUUAUGAAAGGAAUUGUCAGAAUAGAUACAACACAGCUUCAGAACCUUGUAAAAGAAAUUCGAUAAAUAAUACUGGAAAUGAUCGUUCAUGUGUGAGCAAGGAAGAACGUUCUACCGGACCAAAUACUCCAUGUAAUACUAAUACUUAUAUGAAUUUUAAAAGGAAUUGUCAAAAUACACAUAACACAGCUCCAGAACCUUGUAAAAGAAAUCCGAUAAAUAAUGCUGAAAAAGAUCGGUCGUGUAUAAGCAACAAAGGAGAUCCCUUCCGAGCAAACUCUCCAUGUGAUGCUAAUACUUCCAUGAAUUUUAAAAGGAAUUGCCAGAGUAGACAUAACACAGCUCCAGAACCUUGUAAAAGAAAUUUGAUAAAUAAUACUGGACGAGAUCAAUUAUGUGUAGACAAAGAACGACGUCCUCCCCGACCAAAUGCUCCAUGCAUUGCUAAUAUUUCAAUGAAUUUUAAAGGGAAUUGUCAGAAUACACAUAACACAGCUUCAGAACCUUGUAUGACAGAAUAG